Leptosia nina is the source of this 2577-nucleotide messenger RNA. Lineage: Eukaryota; Metazoa; Arthropoda; Insecta; Lepidoptera; Pieridae. The record is from the annotation of a GenBank genome assembly.
AUGGAGCUCAAUUCUGAUUUGUAUUUAAAUAGAGCAAAACUCGUGAUGAGUGUCCUGGGCGUUUGGGUACCAGAAAUAAACGAGAUUAUAACUAGAAGAUUGUACAAAAUCUUUAUGCUAUCUCUUCAAUAUUCAUUUUUGUUAUUUCAAAUCAUUAACGUGUUUCAAGUGUUAGGGGAUAUGGAGGCUAUAUCACAUGCUGUUUACUUGCUUUUCACACAAGCCAGUUUGUGUUGUAAAAUUUCUGUCUUUCAUUGGAAUAUAGAUGGAGUCCGAAAUCUGCUAGAACAAAUGAAUAGCAAAACUUUUCAACCGCUGUGUACUGAGCACGAACGAAUUUUAAAAACACGAGCUGUAAGUAUAAAGCGAUUAUUAAUGGUGUUCAUAGUGGUUGCAGAAGCGACCUGUGUGGUAUGGGGGUUAAUUCCUCUUCUUGAUCCCGAAGUUAAGAAAUUUCCUUUUGAUAUGUGGCUACCUGUAAAUCCCAACAUCUCCAUAGAAUACCAAAUCGGCUUUACUUACCAAGAGAUAACAAUUUGCACUAGCGCAUUCCUGUACUACGGAGUGGACACUGUAGCUAUAUCAAUGAUUAUAUUUGCGUGUGCGCAGAUGGAGAUUAUUAUGGAGAAAAUAUUAAGUGUAAGGAUCGAAAGUGGACUUGUAAAUUUUAUUAACACGGUCAUCUACGUGGCGCUUAUGGCUAGCCAGAUGUACUUGUGUUGCUGGAGUAGCCACGAGCUUACUGUUAAUUGUGAAAAAUUGCAAACAACAUUAUAUUUGAGUAUCUGGUACGAACAAGAUCUAAAGUUUCAGCGUUCACUCUAUUUAAGCAUGAUGCGUAUUUCCAGCCCAGUGGUCCUUCGAGCCGGACAUUACAUUAGUUUGUCAAGGGAGACGUUUGUAUCUUACUCGUUUUUGUUCUUUCAAAUCGUUUACGUGAUUCAAGUGUGGGGGGAUAUAGAUGCUGUAUCUCGUGCAGUGUACUUGCUUUUCACGCAAGCUAGUUUGUGCUUCAAAAUUUCCGUGUUUCACUGGAAUAUAGGUCUGGUAAGGAAGUUGCUAGAACAAAUGUGUUGCGAAACUUUUCAGCCGCUGAGUGAUUUUCAUGAACGAAUUUUAAAAGCACGAGCUAAGUAUAUAAAACGGCUAUUGCUGAUGUUCAUAAUAGCCGCAGAAACUACUUGUUUGACUUGGGGGUUGAAUCCCCUUUUUGACAGUGGCGCGAGGAAGUUUCCUUUUGAUAUGUGGAUGCCUAUAAGUCCAGAAAAAGAUUCAUUUUAUGCCAUAGGCUUUUUAUACCAAGAGAUAACAAUAUGCAUGAGUGCAUUGCUGUACUAUGGAGUGGAUAGUGUUGCCAUCUCGAUGGUGAUUUUUGCGUGUGCGCAGUUAGAGAUUAUUAUGGAAAAAAUUCUGAGUAUCCAGUCCUAUCGGCCAAGUGUAGAUGAUAUGACUGUAGAAGAAUAUUAUACGAAUGCCAACAAUAAAUUAAUUGAAUGCGUAAAGCACUAUCAUGCAGUGGUUAGGUUCACCAAACUAAUCGAAGACACCUUCCACGUCUAUAUAUUUUUCCAAUUAACGGGCGCAGUGGGGAUAAUUGUCAUGAGCGCAUAUCGUAUUUUGAUUCUUGAGAGCCAAAGCAUAGAGCUUAUAGCGACCAUGAUGUACCUGACAGGUAUGGCCAGCCAAAUAUACAUAAGUUGCUGGAGUGGACACGAACUAACAUAUCUUCUGCUGUGCUGCACUAUCGUUAUUAACUUGUAUGUCCACCAAAUGCAAUUUUUAAGGAUGCCUGUCGACCCUACGAAAUCUCCACAUUACGAAGUCGGAUAUGUUUAUCAAGUAUUAAGUAUUUACAUCAGCGCUUUGCUAUUUUUCGCUGUAGAUAGCACAACCCUCUGCAUGAUAAUGUUUGGAUGUGCGGAACUUGAAAUUAUUGUUGAUAAAAUACAUAAGAUUCGGUCCAUUCCAAUGUCAUCGGGUUUGAAGAAAUCGGAAAGCAAUGAAAGAAUUUUGGAAAAUAAUGAAUUAUUUAACGAAUGUAUUAGACAUCAUCAAGCGGUUGUAAAAUUCAUUGAAUUAUUAGAAGACACGUAUCACGCUAAUAUAUUUUUUCAACUCAGCGGUAGUGUUGGCAUUAUCUGUAUAAUUGGGCUUAGAAUUGUAAUUGCAGAACCUAGUAGUGUACAAUUUUAUUCAAUGUUGAAUUAUAUGGUUACAAUGUUGUCACAAUUGUUUCUGUACUGUUGGUGUGGAAAUGAAUUAACUACAAUGAGCCAAAAUCUUCGUGAACAUCUCUACUUGUGUCCAUGGUACGAACAAAACAAUAAAUUCAGGCGAUCUCUCAUUAUUGUGAUGGAAAGGAUGAAGAGGCCCAUAAUAUUCAAAGCCGGUCAUUACAUACCUUUGUCUCGACCUACCUUUGUAUCUAUCAAGAUGGCGGCCGCUGAAGUUAAAAUUAUAAUGGCGGUAGAUGAGUUUGACAUUUACUACAAUGCUUUGACAGCUUUAAUGAUACAGAUAAAUAUAAAAGCGGAAAUAGUGUAUACAGUGCAAGAUAAAGGUCGAUGUAGUGAUUAA